This is a messenger RNA of Guillardia theta CCMP2712, 1403 nucleotides long. RefSeq lists its product as hypothetical. The transcript has 6 exons. NCBI's taxonomy places the organism in Eukaryota, Cryptophyceae, Pyrenomonadales, Geminigeraceae. The coding region runs from base 138 to 1328 and encodes 396 amino acids. The record is from RefSeq and is a predicted model, not a curated record.
CGGCGGCGAGGUAUGGCUCCAUCGAGGAGGAGGAAGGAGCCGGGCCGCGUUCCUCCUCCUCCUCCUCUCCUCUUGUGUGGAGACGGCUUCCUCUAGCCACCGCUGCAGCUUCGCUUCUAGUUCUGGUUGGCUGUUUGAUGACACCGUUCCAUUCCGUGAAGCAAACAGUCUUGGUUGACCCGGGUUAUGCUAGCUGGUUGAAGACUCUUAGCGGCCCUGUCGACUAUCAGACAGGGAAGGAGUAUGAUGACAAGUUUGAAUCCCAGAGCAUGUCGCAUGUUGGUAUCUCACACUUGCUCCCUGGAGCUCUCCCCUCGAUGAAGAAGAUUGGUGAUAUGCAGGGAGCUGACUUUGCCGCGGAUGUGACGGCAAGGAUUGCCACUCCUGUCGACACGGAAGAGAUCAAUGAACUCCCCUUGAAGUUGCAGAAAAUAUCCAAACUUGUGCAGAACGAGAAGACAUACGUGGACGAUCUUCAGAAGAUUGUCGACGCCCACAGUCUGCCCGAUCCAGAAUCGAUCGUGGUUCACGUCGGCCAACGAGGUCCGAGAGGAGCAAGAGGUCCAAGAGGUCCGCGAGGCCCAACUGGAGAUCAGGGAACCAAAGGCCCCACGGGCCCUCAGGGCCCUCAGGGUGAGCAGGGCCGACGAGGAAUCCAGGGACCGCAGGGCGAACAAGGAGAAACCGGACCACCGGGUCCCAAGGGCAGGCAGGGCUUGCCAGGACUGAAGGGACCCCGAGGAACGGAGGGGAUUGAGGGGCCUGAGGGCGAGGAGGGACAACCUGGACCCAACGGAGAGACUGGACCUCCCGGUCCCCAAGGUCCCAACGGCAUGAACGGCAUGCAGGGCAAUCCAGGCCUUACGGGUCCUCAGGGUUUGCCCGGUGACGGCAAGCGUAUCGUGUGUAUGAAGAUCUUUGGCGAUCGCUGCUUCUCGAUGGUUCAGGGCUCCACUAAUUAUGGUACCGCCGCCAGUAAUUGCAAGAACUGGGGAGGAUCAGUCGCAUCAGUGCGUGACCAGAGUGAAUGGAAUUGGAUGCUAAGCAUGUUCUCCACCCAAUUCUGGAUUGGAAUGCAGCUUGUGUCGAGCCCAUCAGGGGAUAUUUCCAACGACUGGAAGUUUGACGACGAGACAUCGAACAAGUUCGCCAAUACCCUCUGGGCACCUGGAGAGCCCAACGGAUGGAGGAAUUGCGGAUACAGGUGUGAGCCGUGCGCUAUUUCUACUGGGAAUCGCUUGAAUGACAUCACAUGCAGCGCAUCUGCUGCAUACGUUUGCGUGCGACAGCUCGACGCAGCAGCCAUGGCGUCGAUCAAAAAGGAUUGAGGGCGAGAACGAGCUUUUAUCCCGCCUGCUUUCGAUCUGUUAAUAUUCUUGUUGAAAUAGACGUGUUUUUCCUGC